Cladophialophora psammophila CBS 110553 is the source of this 1671-nucleotide messenger RNA. RefSeq names its product cytochrome P450 oxidoreductase. Gene Ontology annotation, molecular function: oxidoreductase activity, acting on paired donors, with incorporation or reduction of molecular oxygen; iron ion binding; monooxygenase activity. The transcript is spliced from 6 exons. The coding region runs from base 1 to 1671 and encodes 556 amino acids. NCBI's taxonomy places the organism in Eukaryota, Fungi, Ascomycota, Eurotiomycetes, Chaetothyriales, Herpotrichiellaceae. The record is from RefSeq and is a predicted model, not a curated record.
AUGGCCGUCAAGCAUUUCUACCUCUUUGGGGAGGAUCCGUCCAAGACGCGAGAAUUGAACCUCGACCCCCAAGUCCAACAAGAAUACGAACACGUCCGACAUCUAAUCGCUGAAGAAUUUGCAAUCAUCGAACCUUCAGGCAUCGAUCUUUCUAUUGAUGGCGAGACUUUAACGGAUGUGACCGAUGUCCUUAGUGCGAAAACGCCGAUGGCCAUCUCUAUCGAUGGCAAGCGGAUCAGAGAUGUCCCAGGACCCAAAGGAUAUCCAUACCUAGGCAACUACUACGAAGUUUACCCUGACCAUCUGGGAAACCAUCAACGUCUGUUUGAACAGUAUGGCUCAAUUUUCAAGACCACCAACAUGGGGAGCACAGUCUACGAAACCAACAGCCCUCAAAUCGCGCAGCUGGUGUUUUCGGAAUCGCAAUAUUUCAGCAAAGAGAUCACGCCAUCCCAUCCCCUUUAUGGUAUUAAAGACCAGACAGCGGGCGUUUUCCUGGCAGACACCAACACCGAGGCCUGGAGGCUGGCUCAUAAAUUUCUUCCUCCGGCCUUUUCACCAAAGGCUGUUCGGCACUACGCUCCUCAGAUGCAAAAGACGGUUGAAUCUGCUUUCAAAGUCUUUGACGAACUCGACAAGCGAGGAGAGGCGUGGAAUGUUUACCCGUACAUGCUCAAGCUUGGUUCGCAGGCUGUCGGCAAGUUGACCCUGGGCGUGGAUUUCAACCACUUCCACGCGGUGGACGCACCGCUGAGCCGCAUGGUUCUGCUGAUCGCUCAACUGCUCGAGUUGAACAAACGAGUCACUUCCAAGGGAAGUUGGUACUCGUCUCUUCCCUUCGGAGAACCCAAGGAGUUGCGCAACUGCAGGAAGAAUAUCGAUAACCUGGUGGAGGAUGCUCUUCACAAGAUGGCCCCUAACGGGGUCGAGGAUCUCGAUCUUCAGGACGCCGCCCUGAAGGCGUCGUGUAUUGCCGACUACGCCAUGCGCGCCAUCGAUCGACAAGGCGAGAAACUUCCCCGAGAAUAUCUCAAGUCCUCCCUGGUGGUCGCCACCGCAGCUGGAUUCACCACCACGUCCAGCCUGCUGUCCUGGCUGAUCUUUGGCCUGGUCAGCUAUGAAGGAGUGCAGGAACGGCUCCUGCAAGAGCUGAUAGACAACGACAUUGACGAAAACACCGUUUUUGACGCCGACACCAUCGGCAAGCUGCCUUAUCUUGAAAACUAUGUCAAGGAGAUGCAGCGUCGCCACAACCCCAGCUUCCAGCCUGGACGUACAGCACAACAGGACGUUAUUCUUCCCGGCGGGUUCAAGAUUCCUCGCGGCGGCGUGGUCAUCCCGGCAUUGCACCACAUCCACAACAAUCCCGAACUGUGGGACAACCCGACCAAGUUCGAUCCAGACAGAUGGAACACGGACUCGGUCAAGAACAGACACAAGGCAGCGUACAUCCCGUUCGCGAUGGGCCCGCGAGGCUGCAUCGGCUUCAACUUCGCCCUGCUUGAGGUCAAGGUCUUUUUGCCCAAGCUGGUCUACCGGUACAAGUUCGUCCGCGAAGGCGACGACCCCAUCCAAUACGACCCGAUGUUCCAGCUGAUCCGGCCUCUCAAUCUCUACGUCCGCGCCGAGAGGAGGCACAAGUGGCCUGCGAAAAGCGAAGCGUGUGCCUGA